This is a messenger RNA of Bicyclus anynana (squinting bush brown), 371 nucleotides long. RefSeq names its product chorion class A protein Ld12-like. Gene Ontology annotation, biological process: multicellular organism development; chorion-containing eggshell formation. The record is from RefSeq and is a predicted model, not a curated record. Gene Ontology annotation, molecular function: structural constituent of egg chorion. Lineage: Eukaryota; Metazoa; Arthropoda; Insecta; Lepidoptera; Nymphalidae. The coding region runs from base 8 to 337 and encodes 109 amino acids. Gene Ontology annotation, cellular component: egg chorion. The transcript has 2 exons.
CUUCAACAUGAACUCCCUCGCUGUUCUCCUUCUCUGCGUCCAAGCUUGCUUGGUACAGUCCGUGUUCGGGCAGUGCUACGGCGGCAUCGGGUACGCGCCCGCUUUCGCCGCGCCCUUCGCCGCCCCCGCUCUCGCCGCGCCGGCCGCGUGCGGGCCAGCCUACGGCGGCGAGGGUAUCGGCGACGUGGCGGUCGGCGGCCAGCUGCCGGUCGCCGGCACCACGCUAGUCUGUGGACAAGUGCCGAUCCUGGGCGCCGUGGAGUUCGGAGGCAUCGUGCCGGCCGGCGGCGAGGUGUCCAUUGCCGGCAAGUGCGCCUGCGGCUGCAGAGGAUACUGAAAAGCCAUCGAUGGUCUAUCCCGUGCAAAUUGAA